Annulohypoxylon truncatum is the source of this 1491-nucleotide messenger RNA. RefSeq lists its product as uncharacterized. NCBI's taxonomy places the organism in Eukaryota, Fungi, Ascomycota, Sordariomycetes, Xylariales, Hypoxylaceae. The coding region runs from base 321 to 1091 and encodes 256 amino acids. The transcript has a single exon. The record is from RefSeq and is a predicted model, not a curated record.
UGCACGAUCACCACCCCGGAAACCAUAUAGGUAGCGCAAAGUAUCGUCGUAAGGGGAUCAUGCUGACUCAGCCGUAACUCAGACUCUAGACUACAACUGAACUGACGCCGAUAUGAGCUGCACUUGGCGCCAAGGGAGAAAGUCAUGAGGGAAACAAACGAUGCAAGCAAGUGAGAAUACCUAUAGCCGGCGUUUCUGCCCACGGCUCCAGUAGCUGCUGGAUUGCUGCUCCUCUUCUCAUCGUCCAUCGUCCAUCGUCCAUCCCUCCUACAUUCUUCAUCACCGGGUUACCUAGCAAUUUGGUUUGCAUCGGCGCUAUUAUGAAGACCUCCUUGUUGUUUCUGCUCGUGGCGGCUUUUCGCCGCGCCUGUGGUACCCCCAACCCGACGCUUCAAUGGGAUCCAGAGACGGCUAAAGACUGCAUCGAAUGGUACAACAACAGCGACGGCGAACCGUGCGAGUACGUACGCAGUUUGUUUGGGAUCACCCCCGAAGAGUUCCAUGAAUGGAAUCCCUCCGUCGGUCUUGACUGCCAGCCAUGGGAGUAUCAGUCGUACUGCAUCGUUACCAUGGAGAAGAUCAACAACACAAUCACCACCACUUCAUCUUCCUCCUCGACAACGACGGUCUCCACUAGCUCGGCGGUCACGCCCGGACCCUCACCCACCUCUUGGACCGAUAUGGGCUGUUACGUCGAGGACCCGGCGCUGCCUAUCCUCGAGGAGAACUUGAGCCCCAAGGGCGGCGACACAGCGUUGACUAUUCCCAAAUGCGAGAACGCGUGCUACCUCAAGGCGUACGCUUUCGCGGGCGUGGAGGAGGGGAACCAGUGCUGGUGCGGCAGCUACGUGGGCGGCGAGUGGGCGAGCAACCAGACUUACUGCAACACCACCUGCACCGGCGACAGCAAAGCGUUCUGUGGUGGCAAGGGACUGGUCAACGUCUUCAAGGCCGAACAGAACGAGGCGUCUGGUAACACUACUACUACUGCUACUACUACUACCGGGGCCUCCAGUACGACUACGGCAACAGGAUCUACUAUCAGCGAAACUCAGUCGUCCGGGGCAAUGAGGAACCUAGCAUUAUUUUGAAGAACUGGGGUUGACCUGAUUGUCUCUUUCCUUGUUUUCUGUGUACAUAGGCAAGCCUAUGGAACAUAUGGCCAUUAGGAUAUCUGGCUGUCUGGCGCGUUAUAGAAGGACACAGGGGGCGAAGGGGGGGUUACCUAAGCAAUCCAAUGCAUUAUGAAGAAAACUGACCCCAAGUUCUAUUCAGACCCAGGCAAUCAUGUGACUGUUAGGGGGUGCGUGUGUGCUCUUAACUAAUAAUACCGAGGCCAUUCCCGUAGGCAUUAGCUCGCGCUUGGCAGCUGACGGGCUGAAAUGCGAGCAACGGUAUUUUGCGGCCUCAAACAGACUUCUAAUUUAUAUGAAUUCGGACUUAUGUAUAUCCUGGUCCUAGAGUGGUCUUAUUAUAGAUAUCAUAAAACAU